This is a messenger RNA of Porites lobata, 4296 nucleotides long. The record is from the annotation of a GenBank genome assembly. Lineage: Eukaryota; Metazoa; Cnidaria; Anthozoa; Scleractinia; Poritidae.
UUAAUCUUAAUUUCCUCACUUGACAGGAUUACUAUAAAUUUCCUACUUGUGAAUUUGGCAGUGGGGGACAUUACCUACGCGACUUUUAACAUACCACAGUUAGUUAUCAGCCACAUUAACGGACAUCCGGAAGGAGUGGCGGGGAGAGUUUUAUGCAUCUUCAGAAAUGGACUCUUGGCGUGGGUUGGAGAAGGUGCUUCGGUCUUCACCCUUGUUGCCAUCGCAGUGGAACGUUACUAUGCCGUCAUAUAUCCUCUUGGUAACAAAGGAAAGCUGACAUUACGCAAGCUAAAGGUAACCUUUUCUGGAAGCACUGCAGUGUUGAUCCCCAGUCCAAUAUUUUCCAAUUAUCGCACAUUUUUUAAAUCCCCCACGAAUUUUCACUCAUUUAAAACAUUCGAAAAAUCAUCUAAAAAUUCUCAAACAAUUGUUGAACUAAGGACUUUGACCUUGGCCGUUUUUAUGCUGGAGACGUUAAAGUCGUCUAGACGCAUUUAACGUCUGAGAUGUUAAAGUCGUCUAGUGCAAAAACGGGACGCACAAAAGUAGACGACCUUAUUUAAAAAAGUAGUUUUUUCUGAAAAAAGGACUAGGCUCUACUCUCGGAAGACACUGGACACGAGUUAAAGCGGCACCAAAAAUGAACUUCAAGCCCGCGAAAUGCGAACAAAUUGUUCAGACUCUAACAUGGCGGCGGCGUUACAACUUUUAAAGUCUAUUUAUCGCCGUCGCCAAGAAAAGCAUGACUUAGAAAUGCAGAUGUUGGUAACACAGAAAAGUGAAUCUCCAAAGUUAAUGCAAAUUCAGUUCGGUCGUCUGCGAGAACAGAUGCAAACUCCUUAAGUUCAUCCUCACUCCACUUUCUACCACGAGACUCCUUCAUGCUCUUCUUGGCCGCCAUGUUGUUUUGCACUCGUCCCUGUCGUCUCUGGACGAGUCGAGCAUAAAUGCGUCCUAAUUUACGACGUCCCGUCUUUAUACCAGACGACUUUAACGUCUGAGACGUUAAAGUCGUCUGCCUUAUUUACCGUUUUUAUACUAGACGUUAAAGUCGUCUUAAGACGACUUUAACGUCUCAGACGACUUUAACGUCUCUAGCAUAAAAACGGCCAAUAGCGAUACAGACGCUGACGUUUCCUAUUGAUGUUACUUUACACAUUCAUUGGACCAAUCUUAGAGCACUUGACGAUUCAAUAGAUAAUUUGUGUUAUAGAAAAGCUUUAAAGGCUAAGAAACUAAACGGGUCAUUUUCUUUGGCUGCGGUGUAGAUGUUACGGGUCAAAUUAAAGUCAGGUUAAUUUUUUUUAACCUAGGUUGAUUCUUUAAUUCUCCUAGUCCUAAUUUUUGAAUAAUUAGGGCGAGGAGAAUUAAGCAAAUAGAGAAUCAACUUAGGUUAAAAAUUUUUAACCUAAAUGUAAUUUUGACCUGUAACACCGAUAUAAAAAAGAGCAACUAUCGGGCAAAAUUGAAUAUGUGGAAGGAACUUUUCUUUUUUUGUAUUUUUUGUUACUGGUCAAAGAUAGAAUGGAUAAGUUAUUGCUGUUCCACCAAGAGGCAAGACGGUUCCAGAGGGGGUAGACAUCCUUGCAUUCUUCAAGCAGAUGCUCUAAGGUCUGCAUCAAUCCACACACAUGACAAGAGUCAGGCCUGUUUCAAACGUCGUGCUACUGCCAUGCCAAGCUGGCUCGAUUGUAGCUUGACUGCAGCACGACAAUAGCACGACCUGGUUUCAGACGUCGAAUUUAAUUCAGUCGAAUAGAACGGCCGUUUCUGAAAACAAAACACAAAAAUAUAGAAACGGUUUAGCAAAAUUUUGAAUGUAUUCUAAUGUAUUUAUACUUUAUGAAUUGAGUUCGGCACAGCGGUAGCACGACGUUUGAAACCAAGUCGAGCUACUGCCGUGUAGCACGACUUGGUUUCAAACAUCUCGCUACUGCCGUGCUAAAGUCGAAUUUAAUUCGAGCAACUGAGCUCGGCACGGCAGUAGCACGACGUUUGAAACAGGCCUUACUGUCAGUAAUUUUGCCCUUGAAAAGUUUGCCGCGUGUGUACAAGAUGUGAUGGUUUAUUUUGUUGUGGUUGGUUAAUGUUUGUUGUACAGAUAUUGUCGAGUUUCUUUUCAAAGUGGUAGUUAUAGUAAUGACAUCAUAAGCAAUACCAAGAAGCAGCCCUUAUUUUCUUUCAUUUGGAAUUUCUCAGAAUAACUGCACUUACCAAAACCUUACAUUGUCAAGGUUAGUCGAGGGGAUGAUGACCUCGACAUAUUUUGUUUUACAGCUAAUAAUUCCUGGCUCAUGGAUCCUCGCAGUGAUUAUUAAUAUUCCAGAAUUUAUCAAGCAAAACUUUGUGGAGGAACAAAAUCCCAACUAUUGUAUUUACGAUUACGACUGGCCACAAGAAUGGAUGGAAAAAGCCUUUCUAUUGGCAGGAAUUUGCAUUCCUAUGCUUUGCUUUACCCUGAUGAUGGGGUUGUAUUCAAGAGUCAUAUACACUAUGUGUUUCAAGCGUGAUGAUUAUACUCAACACACAUGCCAACAACAGGUAUGACUUUAUUGUCCAAUAAAUGUUUUGUGUGGAAGUACCGAGAAAAAAACUUGUAAUUAAGUAGAGACAGUCUUUUAUUUAGGGGUCCUGCUGUCUGAAAGACUGCCCGAGAACGUGAGAAUAUUUAUACAUUCAAAAGAGUUCUCAAAACACCUACCAACAAAGCAGCCCUUGAGAAGUUUUAUCUUAUUAGAAGAACCUGGAUGAACUACAAUAAGGGUCUUGUUAUCUUUGUAUAUUUUUAAUUUUCUUUUAGUCUUAGCUUUUGUAUUAAGUCUUAAUUGCCAGCUUGUAAUUUUAAACUUUACCUCCUUAUGCUUGUAUAUAGUUGUAUUUCGUUAUGGUUGUAUAUCAUAUAGGUGUAAUUUACAAAUGUGUCUUUUAUCUAUCUAUCUUUUUAUUUAUUUAUUUAUUUAUUUGAUUAUUAGUCAGGUCCACAGCAUCAGCUUUAAUUAGUUGCCUGUAUUUUCUAACCCGCGGUAUCAAAUAAAUUAUAAUUAAUAUGUAUGUAUGUAUGUGUUUUUAUUAUGGGCUGUUUACAACUGGUGGUACCUGAGGGUACUACUGAUUGGCGUUGUGCUUGCAAGGGAGUCCCUGAUAUGCACCUUGCAUUUGUCUUGACGAAAUUUAGCCAGUUUAGAGACAAAAAAUUAAACACAUGCACUUUAUUUGAGUGUCAAUGUAUUUAGCACGAAAGUACUCAUUGGGGACACUAUUUUUUACGUCUCUUACUGGAGACGGAACCACCAUUUUACGUAGUCAUCCGAGCAACGCGAAGGUCUAGCCGGUUGCAUUACAAAGGUAGUACCUUCAUUUCUUAGGUCCGGCCUCGGGAAUCGAACCCGCGUCCUCCCGCUCUGCGGUCACACGCUCUACCGACUGAGCUAACACUGCAGGAACUAAUGCAUUUGUUUCACUAUAUCUUAAUAUUAUCUUAAUUGUUAAUGCCAGCACAGGUUUUAACGUGGUUUUAAGAGGGGGAUACUGAUAGAAACGUUCGACGAUCAAGUGACCAAUAGCUGUCAGCACAGUAAUUUAUAAGAUAACUGUAAUUAUUCAUAACGAUUCUUACAACUUGUAUUACAGAACCUCAGUUAUUGGUGGCCCACGUUUUAUCCCAUAUCGUUUUUUUAAAUUUGUGCAUACUUUUUACUCACUUUUGUUUGUUUAUUAUUUAUUGAUCUCGAAACUCUUUUCAAAGCAGGCUAGACGCUUCAAUCGACCAAUUCCGAUAUAUUAAAAUCCAUAAAUGGCUGCGAUGCUUGGAGCCAAGUAUGAAUUUUAAUAUAUCGAAACCAUUCUUUUUAGUGCUCAUGAGUUUUCGUUCCUUUUUUCUUUACCCAGGCUGUACUGAAAGUGCGUAAGAGAGUCACCCUAAUGGUUCUUAUAGUGACUGUCAUAUUUGGAAUAUGCUGGGGUACAGACUGUAUACUCCACGUGAUGGAAGUUGUUGCCUCCUACAAUUUCAGCCGGGUAGCGAUUCCCGUGGCUCACGUCAUGAUCAUGUUUAAUGCCGCUGUCAACCCGUUCGCAUAUGCUUUGGUUAACCAAAGGUUCCGAGAGAAGAUGAAGAGAAUCUUAGUCCGCAGCUUACGUUUUUCGUCUGCGAGGGUGCAAACAGCUACAAAAUCGCCUAGCAUUGGGUCGGCCUGGCACGUCACACAGCCAAGAGAGAAUGUCCUUGCACGAGACCCAGUUUGGAGUGGUAUCGAGCUCCAGUUUUAUAGAAACAGUUCUACAAUGAAGCAAUAG